This is a messenger RNA of Physcomitrium patens, 1917 nucleotides long. Its product is annotated as cytochrome P450 71AU50. Gene Ontology annotation, molecular function: monooxygenase activity; heme binding; oxidoreductase activity, acting on paired donors, with incorporation or reduction of molecular oxygen. Lineage: Eukaryota; Viridiplantae; Streptophyta; Bryopsida; Funariales; Funariaceae. The record is from RefSeq and is a predicted model, not a curated record.
GGCCAUGCUGUAAACCAGUGAAAUGGACUCAGUCGCGACCGAUGUACUCAGGCAUAGUAACCCGAUCAGUUCCUUCACUGCUCAAGCUGCUGAGAUAUCUUGGCCUGUCCGCCACGAAGUCGACCUUCAUCGCGUUGGUUACAUUCUGUACAGUUCUUUUACAUUACGAACUCUGGCAGCUACUACCACAACAUGGGUGCUCUCGAUCACAGCAACGACAUGUGGUUGCAGAUCCUGCUGGCUCUUACACUGGUUUCGGUCGUACUGACCUGGAUCCUUCAAUGCAGCAGUUCCGCUCAAAAGGUUCACCCACCAGGACCAACGCCAUGGCCAGUGAUUGGUAAUCUAUUCCUUUUUUUUCGCGCUCCUCUCCCCCACCGCAUGCUACACAACUUGGCGGAGAAGUAUGGAGACCUGAUGUAUUUGAGGUUGGGGUUCACGCCCUGUAUCGUGGUUUCUUCGCCUGCUCUAGCCGAUUACAUUCAUAAAAACCACGACACCGAGUUCUCCUCACGGCCGGACGGACUCAUCACCGGCAUUUUGAAUGGCGACAGUCAGAGUGUCUCCAUGGCAAAGCAUGGCGAUCUCUGGAAGACUUUGCGUUCGAUCUGCUGGCAGAUAUUACGUCCAGCUAACAUUGCAAGAUAUGAAACGCGGAGAAUGGAGGAGAUCAACAUCAUGCUGCAGAGUAUACAGAUCGCUGCAGAGGCAGGAGAGACAGUCGACCUGUCAUCCAUGUUGUAUAAGCUCUCGUCUAACAGCAUGACACAGAUGCUCAUUAACAGAAGAUAUUUCACUGCAGGAGGAAAUGAGGAGAACCUACGAGAAGCUGUCAUAUUCAAGAAGAUGAUAUCCGAGAGGCUAAAGAUUGCUAGUCAAUUUGCAAUUGGGGAUUAUAUCCCCUAUUUGAGAUUCAUUGACUAUCUCUUUCGUUACAAUGCAAAAGCUCAAGAGAUUCAGUCCAUGACGAUGCGCGUGUGCGAUGAAAUAAUGAAUCUCGAGGAGCGGAGGAGGCGCUUGACGAGAGAGGAGAACGGUGAUGCACAGGCCGUGAGGGAGGAGGACUUCGUGGAUGACUUACUGUCUAUUCAAGCUGAGUACACUGCCGACAACUCUAGAAAAAUAAAACUCACAGAUCACCAGAUCAAACUUUUGGUGCAGGACAUGCUAGUGGCUGGAACCGAAACAUCGGCAACGACUGUAGAUUGGGCAAUGGCGGAGCUGUUGUGCCACCCGAAAGUGCUGCAGCAGCUGCGAAGUGAGAUCGUCACAGUGGUGGGAUCCCGAAGCGCUGUCACAGAACAAGACACGAAACAGAUGCCGUAUCUGAACGCAGUUGUAAUGGAGACGCUGCGGCUGCACCCAGCAGCGCCGCUGAAUCUGCCCCGGGAAUCGAAAGGCGCGUGCCUGUUCCUGGGCCGGUACCAGCUGCCAGCGAAGACGCGGGUCAUCUUCAACACGCACAGCAUCCACCGCUCCCUCGAGGCCUAUGACAGCCCCAAUGCCUUCAAACCUGAGAGGUUUCUCGGUGUGCCGCAAGCAAACGUUAGCGGCAGUAGUUUCUUCCAGUUAUCGCCAUUUGGGUUUGGCAAGCGGGUGUGCCCGGGUCAGGCCUUAGGAACUAUCUCUGUUUGCGCGGCGUUGGCCAACCUGGUGCAUCGAUUUGCGUGGAGCUUACCAUGUGGACUGCCCCCUUCCCACCUAGACAUGAUUGAGAGUUUUGGACUCACUGCUCCUCGUCGGUGCCCACUAAUACUCCUCCCUACUCCAAGGCUUAAGGUUUAGUUCAUUCCAAGUUUCUGACGGCACGCAUUUAGAAAAAGAAAAAUAGGAAAAGUGAUAUAGUUUCUUCUGUACAGUUUUGGUAUCCGUUUUGUAUGGUUGGCACUUGAAAUGUGAAUAUGGGCUUCAAUCAGA